CAUGGGUGUCGCUAACCUUCAUUUACCAGUGGCGGUCCGUUUGUUGGAAACUGUUGCGCGGGACUAUAGAGGAAGAAAAGAGGUGGAAAGAGGGCAAAUAGGUAGGGGCUGUGUAGCCUACGUACAAAACCUGUGGUCUCCACUCUCUAGCCUACAUAAGUAAAUUGACCAUAAAUCCAAUUCCCUGGUGCGAGGGCGGUAGAGAGAGUGAGAGAGAGAGGGGGAGAGAGAGAGUAUCCGGGAAACAAGAAGCAAAUAGCAAAGAGACGCUAAUUAGACCGGCAAAACCGGCCCGGAACCGUGGAGAGCAUAGCCACAAGGCUACUUGUCGGUAUUUGAAGUAAGAAGAUAUUAUUUUCUCAGUUGGCUUAUUCCAUCGAUGCUGGUGGCUGGAAUGGAAUUGUCUUAACGCAACUUACGGUCACAGCAGUUGGACUGCGUUUUACAUCUGUGUGCAAUACCUAGCUGUCAGCGGAUUAAACGGUCGUCUACAGAGCCUGCUGCCGAGGAACAGGGGGAUUUCAGCACCCUGGACAGCGAAUAGCAGUUGAGGCAGCGGCAAGGCUGGCGCGUUGCGGAGGGGGGAGAGGAUGCUGCGUCGCUGGCCCAGUGUUAGAGCCUCCCCCCGGGGAAGCUGGCGUCAGACGCAGGGCCCAACAGGCCGCUGACCCCCAUCCCUUGUCUCUGUGAUUUAUGGCUACCAGUGAUCUGGCUACUGCAGGCUCCUCUUUCGCUUUCACAUUCACACACACGCACACACACUGCACCACUGAAACAGAGCCACACACACACUGCCUUACCGUAGCUAAUGCUGCCUCACAGUGUGAUUCCGCCACACGCCGAGCAACAGAAUUGCCUCGACGCACACCGACAAGAGCCAAGCCAAUGCGCUGCUUUUCUCUGGCCCGCGUGACCUCGCACGUGUCCUAAACUCGCACCCUCAUACCCUACGUAAACCCAUCACUCCCCUUCUGUGCGCGUGGAUCAGCGGGCCAGGAUGACCGUCGGCCAUAGAGCGCCUCGAUGUGGCGCCUGCUUUACUAGCAGAAGGGGAUCAAUGGAACUGCGCUGAGGGAUCGGAUGAAGUUCUGGCGCCUGCGUGGCCUGAGAAACAUCACCUGGCAGCAUUCCUAAACAGACUGAGCCCCGCUGACCUUACUGUUUUCACUCCGCUGAACGGCUCGAUAGACCGUAUGACCCACCGGCGUUCCACGGGCGUGCCCGUUGUCCCCUUCUGACGUUAACAUCUGACGCGCCCCUAUCCCUGCUCUCAUUCCUCUUUCUGUUUCGGUCACCCGAAGCCGUGGACUGGAGGUGAGAGCCAGUGGGCGGUAGGGUCCGGUCCUCGCCAUGGUGUUGCCGCCCCCGGACAAGCGCCACGUGUGCCUAACCACGAUUGUCAUUAUGACCAGCAUGGCCUUCAUGGACGCCUACCUGGUGGAGCAGAACCAGGGGCCCAGGAAGAUCGGUGUGUGCAUCAUCGUAUUGGUCGGGGACAUCUGCUUCCUCAUCGUGCUGCGCUACGUGGCCGUGUGGGUGGGCGCGGAGGUGCGGACGGCCCGUCGCGGCUACGCCAUGAUCCUUUGGUUCCUCUACAUCUUCGUUCUGGAGAUUAAGCUCUACUUUGUCUUCCAAAACUGCAAGGCAGACAGGAAGUCUUUGGAGACGGUGGCCCGGAAAGCCUUGACUCUGUUGUUGUCCGUGUGUGUCCCUGGGCUUUACCUGGUCCUAGUGGCUCUGGACAGCAUGGAGUACAUCAGGACCUUCAGGAAGAAGGAGGACAUGCGGGGGAGGCUUUUCUGGGUGGCUCUAGAUCUUCUGGAUCUUCUGGACAUCCAGGCCAACCUGUGGGAGCCCCAGCGGACCGGCUUGCCCAUCUGGGCCGAGGGCCUCAUGUUCUUCUACUGCUACAUCCUGUUGCUCAUCCUGCCAUGCGUCUCGCUCAGCGAGAUCUCCAUGCAAGGUGAGAACGUGUCUCCUCAGAAGAUGAUGCUCUACCCCGUCCUCAGCCUGGUCACCAUCAACGUGGUCACCAUCCUGAUACGCGGGGUGAACAUGGUGCUGUUCCAGGACAGCAGAGUCUCGACCAUCUUCGUCGGCAAGAACGUGGUGGCGAUUGCUACGAAGGCGUCAACAUUCCUGGAGUACCGACGCCAGGUGAAGGAGUUCCCUCACCCACAGAACGCCAUGGCGUUGGAGCUGCAACAGAACUCAGUGGGUCACGGACACACAGCAAACGCGUCACACACGCAGCCCCUACCUAACUCUACCAACCUGCCUCAUGAACCGUCGCCAGCACGUGACAUAGACACAUGACCGCAAACACUGGAGCUUUUCCACCACGGUGGUCAGUGAUUAAGUGAACCUGAAAUCUGGUUGGAAUGGUUUAUGAGUUGUGGAGAGUUUGGUGUUAAGAGAGGAAUGGGUUACAUGGCAGCAUAUUUUUCUUCCUGUCAAGCCCACUCGAAAUGACUACGAGGGAUAUUUUCAGCCUAGACUGUCUGUCGGCCUCUGUCUGUCUGCGGAAGGACAGAGAUCUGCUUUCUUGAUUCAGACAGAAAGAGACUGACAUGGUUUUUAUUGAACUGAAUUAUAUAUUACAUUGUGUUUUUAAAUGAACAGUUUUAAAGCUUUAUUAAUAAUACGGGACAAUUUACAUAUUCUUCGGCUGAGUGAUGUAGGUAUGUCGUGUAACAGUAAAUUGGAGCGUUCGUUCCUCUCUAAUAAUUUUCUAAGUCCCCUUUUUGACUGUCCAUUGCGUGGCUUUUUUCUUUGUUGUGAAAAAGAGGUAGCUAUACCACUUGCCCCAAAGAAGAAGCACUUCAGUUGAAGUGGAGAAAGAGAGGAAGGAGAGGAGGGAAACGAAAGGAGAAUGUUUGUUUGAGCCAUAGUGGGGAGAAGAGUGGUAAUAGAGUGGAAUUCAGCCACUGCUUGAUUCUGCUGAGGAAGGAGCUAUUGAAUCUUAAACCUGCUGCCUCUGUCAGUGUGACGCUUUACGACUAAAUGUCUGAUAAAACCAAUAGAGCUCAGCACUAUACACUCCACCCGAGGCAGCCAACCAUGUGUAUUCUUUGUGCUUGUAUGAGGGUUGUUCAUGUAAAACUUUAUUUGGAUGACUGGGAGUGUGUGGCUUGGUAAAGUAGGUGUGAAAGAAAAAGCAAAAAGGAAGUGUUCGUGUCAGAAAAAUAAAGGAAAAACAACAUAUUGAUUUAUCUACUGUACAUUCCUCCACAAAAAAACCUUGAAGUCAAAGAAUGUAGACGUGAAGACAUAGCCUCAUUGACAAAUGUUAAAACUUGUGUACAAUCAACCUCAAACUUGCUGUUUCUACUUAGUGAAGUGGGUGUUAUGGAAAAUGAUUCAUUAUUAUUAAAAAUAACAUGUACAUUCUUUACAACAAAUGUAUGUUGGAGGCCAGUGAUGUUUUAAUAAAACAAUUAAACUAA
Esox lucius (northern pike) is the source of this 3446-nucleotide messenger RNA. RefSeq names its product transmembrane protein 121Ab (gene tmem121ab). The record is from RefSeq and is a predicted model, not a curated record. The transcript has 2 exons. Bases 1351 to 2316 code for a protein of 321 amino acids. Lineage: Eukaryota; Metazoa; Chordata; Actinopteri; Esociformes; Esocidae.